AUGGAAGAUAAUGAUUUUCUAGAGGGUAGCUUUGAGGAUGAAGGCAUCGCUAUGCAGCUUGACCAAAUAGAAGCCAUCAAUGAAUUGGAGGAAAUUGCAGUUCGAGACAGUUCCUUCAUGGAUAUACAUGACAUUGACAAUGAAUACAAGCCUCAUGAUUCAUUUGAAGAGACUGAUUCACCCACGGCCAUUGGAGAGAUCUUUUUGAGUUCCCUCUUUGAGGUCCUCUUCAGCAAGUUUGCUUCUUUGGGAUUGGACUAUGCCCAACGAGAAGGAAUCAGCAUCACCCCACUCGAUGAGUGGAAGGGGAUGCUGGAAACAAUCAAUAUAGUGCUGGAUGAUGCAGAGGACAAGCAGUUAGGUGAAAACCGUCUAGUGAAGUCGUGGUUGGACGAUGUUAGGGACUUGGCCUAUGACAUGGAAGACUUGCUUGAUGAGUUCAUGAUUGAAGUCGCUCAGGUUAAGUCUGGGGCAGAAUCCAGCACAAGCAAAGGUCAAAAGAAAAGGUUGUUCCCUUUCUUUGGCCAAGAUGGAUCCUCCGGAUCAAACUCGAACCCGUGCUUGAACCUGUUUGAAACUAAGGGGAGAAGGAAGAAGCAGAGAUACUUGGAACUAUUGAUCAAUGAGGUCGAAAAUUCCGAUGCUAGGCUAAGCAUAGUCCCCAUAGUUGGGAUGGGCGGUGUUGGAAAGACGGCCAUGGCUCAACGGCUGUACAAUGAUCCCAAAAUGAGUAGCUAUUUCGAGAGGAAAGCAUGGGUUUGUGUUUCAGAUGUUUUUGAUGUUCUCAACAUAACGAAGACUAUUUUACAAUCGAUCACUGGGUUGUCUUGCGAGGGCAAAGAUCUUAACUGGCUGCAAGUUAAGUUGAAAGAUGAUCUAUCCGAAAAGAAGUUCCUUGUGGUCUUAGAUGAUGUCUGGAAUGAGAAGUAUGGAGAAUGGACUUCCCUCUUAAAGCCAUUUGAAGCGGGGGCUAAGGGAAGCAAGAUCAUCAUCACGACGCGCAACCAUUCUGUGGUUUCCAUAACAGGAGCUUCGCCAUAUUCUUUGAAGGAGUUGUCCGUUGAUAAUUGUACCAACUUAUUAGCCUAUCACGCUUUGGAAGCAAGAAAUUUCGAGAGGCACCCACAUCUGAAAUAG
Eucalyptus grandis is the source of this 1137-nucleotide messenger RNA. RefSeq names its product putative disease resistance RPP13-like protein 1. NCBI's taxonomy places the organism in Eukaryota, Viridiplantae, Streptophyta, Magnoliopsida, Myrtales, Myrtaceae. The record is from RefSeq and is a predicted model, not a curated record. Gene Ontology annotation, molecular function: ADP binding. Gene Ontology annotation, biological process: defense response to other organism. The coding region runs from base 1 to 1137 and encodes 378 amino acids. The transcript has 3 exons.